This is a messenger RNA of Malassezia pachydermatis, 474 nucleotides long. RefSeq names its product mago nashi. The transcript has 6 exons. The record is from RefSeq and is a predicted model, not a curated record. The coding region runs from base 1 to 474 and encodes 157 amino acids. NCBI's taxonomy places the organism in Eukaryota, Fungi, Basidiomycota, Malasseziomycetes, Malasseziales, Malasseziaceae. Gene Ontology annotation, biological process: RNA splicing. Gene Ontology annotation, cellular component: nucleus; exon-exon junction complex.
AUGGCGACCAACGCAGACGCGGGGGAACCAAGCCUCGCUGAUUUUUACGUGCGAUACUAUACAGGGCAUCAAGGCCGACAUGGUCAUGAGUUCUUAGAGUUCGAAUACGAUCGUGGACGUCUGCGUUAUGCCAACAACAGCAACUACCGGAAUGACUCGCUUAUUCGGAAAGAAAUGUGGGUGAGUCCACUGGUUGUGAAAGAGCUGCGGCGGAUCGUGGAAGAUAGUGAGAUCCUCAAGGAAGACGACGCGAAGUGGCCCAAAAAGAACGUCGUAGGACGUCAAGAGCUGGAAGUCCGGCUCGGUAAGGAGCAUAUUUCGUUUGAGACGGCCAAACUUGGAUCGCUCGUUGAAGUACAGGAUAGCGAAGAUCCAGAAGGACUACGUGUCAUGUAUUAUCUCGUGCAAGAUCUUAAGUGCCUGAUUUUCAGCUUGAUCUCGCUGCAUUUCAAAAUCAAGCCAAUCUCUGUAUAA